This is a messenger RNA of Cuscuta europaea, 611 nucleotides long. The record is from the annotation of a GenBank genome assembly. Lineage: Eukaryota; Viridiplantae; Streptophyta; Magnoliopsida; Solanales; Convolvulaceae.
UUGAGGAUGUUGUGCAUAACAUCCUCAAGAAGAUGAAAGAGCUUGAAAAUCAAGAUGAUCAAGAUGGGAAAUCUGCUGAAGAAGGAAAAAUGUCUCUGAACCUUUCACACUCUAAGAGGCACUUGGACAACCAAUUGAAGAUUUUUAAAGAGUUGCCAUUUAAAGAUAUGUGCCUAGAGAUUAAAAUGCUUGUGGGGAGAGGAGUAAGUAAAGAAUAUAAAAACUUGGUUGAAGACGCUAUGGAAGCAAUCUGGGAGACUUGUUGUGCCCCGGUUGCUAUUAGAAAGAGGUUUCACGAACAAUCUGAAAUGAUCCCUUGCCACCGUGAAUUGGGAGAUUUUCUUGAUUCUUUACUCAAUCAGGCUAAAUCAUUUAGAGAAGUGUGGGCCAGUAUCGAGCAAAGACUCUUUGCUCCAUCUGAAGAACCAGACCCUAAGAAACAAAAGUCAUAGCACUAAGAGCAAACAUGCUCUAAUGUAAAGCCCAAACCUUAUUUGAAAAUUGAAAAAUAGCUCAAAAAGCCUUUCCCAACCUGGAUACUAGAGGCUUGCGCUUCUUGUGCUUCUCCUGUGCCUUAUCCAUAACCCUUUUCCUAGAGGAUGAUAAAGCGC